AAAACACAACUAAUUAUGAAAGGGAUGUUUUUGUGAACGUUAAUGCAAAGGACUGUUAUAGAGUAAAUUUCUUUUGAUGUUGUCCUUUCUAUUUUGAGCGCGGUUUGAUAAAUAUUAACUGCGAUUCCUGCUGAUGUAUAAUAAUAAAUGUACUGCAAGUUAAUUAAAAGACACAUAGCAGGAUGUAAAACAGGUGUAGAUCUAGUCCCCAAACGCUAUUUUUCAAUUCAUCCUGUUGCUCUGUAUCAAGCCCGCGAGCAUGUUUUUACAUUCCAAUUACAGCGCGUCAUUUGCGUUGGUAAUGUUACUUAUAGGUGAUCUCCAUUUGUUAUCAUGUUAUAUCAUUCAGAAUACUUUUAAGCAUUUAAAACCCUCGAGGGACUCAUUUGAGCCUUAACUCUGACAGCACGGUAGCGACAGGCUUAAGACAAGCCAAGGUUUUACCUCUACUAACUUUUGACACUUUCCUUGUAGUCGUCCGUAGCAAAUGGCGAGUUCGAUAGGGAUAACAGCUCUUAUUGUUUGGACACUGGUGGCAUAUUCGACAGCCACCGAGCAGGACUUCUCAGAGAGUGCUCAAGUGGCAGACAUCUCGGAGGGCUUCUUUCUGAAACCCGAUGACAUAUUUAGCGAAAACACGAGUGCAAUUUUCAAAGAAUGGAAUGCAUCUUUGGCGGGCAGACAGUUGAGCAAGGAAGAACUGGCAAGGUUUACUCUUGACGAAAAGUGCGAAAAUGGGCUGCCUGUGUCGGCUACAUGGCAGUUCUAUGGACCAUAUGCGAGGCCGGUCUUGAGUGGUAAAGGUUUGGGUGUCGAAGGGAUCUUCCCAAACCUCAUCAACCAAAUGCUUCAUGUCUGUUGCAAUAACACGUACGUCAAUCAAGGAAAAAUAUUGGAAUCUAUACGUGGAAUGGAAGAGACUCUAAACGAUCCGGAGACGGCAUAUGAUCUUACUUUUCCAAUUACUGGUACCAGUUUGGACGAUGAGGCUUUUAAGGAUAUGAGUUUUAUCCCAUUCCUACAAGCUCCGAGAGUCGCGCUGUUGGUGAGGGAUAAGGAAAAGAUUGACCAGACUAAACAGCUGUUCACGACUGUUUCACUGGCGUGGCCAAUACUCGUUUUUAUCGUGGUAGCUGCAACCUUUUCAGGAAUCAUCAUCUGGUUAUUGGAUCGGCUGAAGAAUCCUGAUGAGUUUCCGCGCCCGUUUCUCAGUGGAACUUGGGAAGGAUUUUGGUGGGCUUUCGUCACCAUGACAACAGUCGGGUACGGUGACCGUGCCCCGAAAUCUCUCCUCGCGCGCGUGUUUUGCAUUGUGUGGAUUCUUGUGGGGAUCAUCAUUAUCGCAAUCUUCACCGCCAUCAUCACCGCUUCACUCUCUGCCAGCAUCCAGCAUCAUUUUUCCGUCCACGGAGCCUUAAUUGGGGCAGCUAGUGGUAGCGAAGAGUACAGACUUGGAGUCAGUCUCAACGCUGAAAUGAAACCGUUUGGUGUCAUCUCCGCAAUGAACGAUGCCCUGAUGGACCGCACCCUCAAUGGCUCCUUGAUUGAUAACUAUGUGUUGACGCACUAUAGCAAAUACUUAUCCACGAAUCCUAUCCGGAUUGAGACCACCUAUGACCAUCCGAUAACGUACGGGCUCGUCGUUCGGCAUAACUCAUCGCGGAUGGUGAAUUGCUUCAGGGGUUAUUUGAGAAACCACCCCCAAGAAGUGUUUGAAGUAAUCGCCAAAUAUCUGGAGCCCCUUAAGAACCCCACUGAUGAUGUGAGCCAGGAGGUGAAGGCAUCGGAGCAACUGUUCUUCUACCGCGAGAAGUCCUUCCGCCGAGUUCUCUAUAUACUACUGGGGGGAGUAGGCGGAUUACUCUUCCUCGGGUUUUGCUGGGAAAUAUUCUACCACAGGCCUGCAAAACGUCAUCACAUUAAAAAGAUCGAGAAAAAGAAGAGUGCUUCAUACCUUGCGUUUCCGGGGACAGGCAGUGCCGACAAGUGUGACUGCCACGAAAUGCUGCUCAACAAUCAGACAAUCCAAGCCAUCAAGACUAAGUCCGCGAAGAUCCGGGAACUCAUCCAGGAAUACGAGGCAUUUUACGAGGAGUGGCUCACUAAGGUCCGGGAGGUCGAGAGUAACGAGAACGGAUUGACUCCCCACAUGGUUUAAAGCUGCGUGACACAAUGCAUUGUCACGCAGAUGCAGAUGGCAGAUGGGUAACGCAAUUCAUGAUUUUGCAUGACAUUUUGACAGCCAAUUUUUGAAAGCGUCACGGACUUGGUAUUUUGAGGGAAAUUUUUCCCUUUAGAGAAGAUGAGGUAAACGAGAUAUUUACAUCGAUGUAACAUGGUGCGUAGCUCUGUCACGUUAGAUUGUUAACGUUGGUAAAUGGCAAGGACAUUGGAGAACACCAGACUAAAUGUAAUCGCGGGAUUUCCAAAAUUUCUAGCCGUCUAAUGAAAAAUCCAAGUUUUAUUAAUCCAGCUUACAGCUUAAAACGUGCUUUCGCCUUGUUAUCAUGGCUUCUUUACUAUUAGAACAUUAGAAGGCCCGUUGUCAUACAAAUCUCUAUAUAAAUAAGUUCCAUUACAGGCGCGUGCCAAGGGUGGUGGGGGGAGGGGUGGGUGCGCCCUUGGCCGGACCCCGACUGCCUUUCCCCCCCCCCCCCCCCUCCCCCUCAGCAAAUUAUCCUGGCUACACGCCUGUAUCUCCUAAGGGUUUGAAUGCCGUGUGAAAAGCCUUUUGCCUACAAAAAAAAAGACAGAAAUGCUAGGGACCGUCCCUUUGUCAAGUCUGGUUAUCUAAGACAACAGAUGAACCUUUGAAACCAUCUUGCUGCUGUUCUACAAAAUGAUACGGCAUUUUCCGAUGUGACAUGGCUCUUAGAGUGGUUUUCAAAAUCCCGUGCAACAAAAUGUAAAGUGUAAUAGUCCAGCUAGGAAAAAAAGAGAACAAAUACAUACAUUGUAUAUUAUUAUACAGUGUAUUAUUAAUAAAUAACUUAUAAACAAUAUUUCACGGGUUUUUGAAAACCACUAUAACACUCUUUAAUCUUUUGAAUAACACCUUUAAUAAAUUAUGUUUCCAUGUUCA
Nematostella vectensis (starlet sea anemone) is the source of this 3082-nucleotide messenger RNA. RefSeq lists its product as uncharacterized. Bases 488 to 2158 code for a protein of 556 amino acids. NCBI's taxonomy places the organism in Eukaryota, Metazoa, Cnidaria, Anthozoa, Actiniaria, Edwardsiidae. The transcript is spliced from 8 exons. The record is from RefSeq and is a predicted model, not a curated record. Gene Ontology annotation, cellular component: membrane; voltage-gated potassium channel complex. Gene Ontology annotation, molecular function: ligand-gated monoatomic ion channel activity; delayed rectifier potassium channel activity. Gene Ontology annotation, biological process: potassium ion transmembrane transport.